Messenger RNA from Frieseomelitta varia, 6821 nucleotides. It is a transcript of the gene ci, whose product is annotated as transcriptional activator cubitus interruptus. Gene Ontology annotation, biological process: regulation of transcription by RNA polymerase II. Bases 1083 to 5435 code for a protein of 1450 amino acids. NCBI's taxonomy places the organism in Eukaryota, Metazoa, Arthropoda, Insecta, Hymenoptera, Apidae. The record is from RefSeq and is a predicted model, not a curated record. The transcript has 12 exons. Gene Ontology annotation, cellular component: nucleus. Gene Ontology annotation, molecular function: RNA polymerase II cis-regulatory region sequence-specific DNA binding; DNA-binding transcription factor activity, RNA polymerase II-specific.
GGUGGAGCCUCAGUACCGCCAUACCCGCCAAAGCACGAGCACCGUGACAGCCCGCACACACGCCUCGACCCGCGGAUUUUUGGAACUCUGACCCCCCUAAUGGGACUUGCCACUGGCUUUUCCGCCGACCUUUCGACUCGCGUGCACGCGUGUGAUCGUCUCUCGUGUGGACUUCCUAGACGCUUGGAUUUUUUCUUUUUUUUUUUUUUUUCUUUGGUCUUGGAUAGAAACGUUAAAUAUGCAACAAAGAUCAGGGAAAAUUAGCAGUGAUUGUCAUUACUGUCGUUCCCACAUCUCGGAAUGAAAGAUCGUGUGACUAUCGGUGGAACUGUUACUUGUACAACGUGGUGUGACACGUAUGGACUGUUUCACGGUGAACGUGAUUUUGGAUGAUUCGAAACAAACGAUGGAUAAUUCUGUGACCAUCUCUCGUGCAGUUUCAGUUUUCGUUGUUACUGACUCUUGACAACUGAUGGAUCUUUCUCUAAUACUGUGUAAAAGUCUGUCGAACGAUCUCGUAAGAGAUUGGAUCUUCCUCCAGUGACGUGCCAGCUCGAAAGAGUAGACCCCUCAGACCGAUCUUCGCGACGAUUCCAGGAACUACCCAAAGUUAAAUUGUCCCGCUCCCAGCUUGAAACUCAGUACGUCAAUUCGUCACUUUACAAACAGCAUACAUCGCCGUCGGUCGAGCGAUCGCAAGCAAUAAACGUCAACAGACGUCAAGUUUGUAAGCCAGAGUAGUCAUCCGACGGAAAGCUCUCAAUCACUCGGUCCGUCUGAUCUUCGUCAAACGCUAUGAAGUAACACGAGAUGCGGUCCGUUCAUCGUCGAGAGUCAUCCGAGUCUCUUUAGAAUCAAAUCAGUGUUGGUGAAAGGGAAUUAAAGGGACGAGAAGCGAUCAUCAAAAGCAAUCGUCAAAGAGCGAGAAAGUCUGUUGAGGAUCGACGGACUAUGCGAUCGUGGAUCGAGGGUGGUUCGUAUCGUCGGGCACGGGGUGUCAGACAGGACGAUCUUCCCUGAUCCUGGACGAGCAGGCAGCGAAGGCACCGUCAGUGGCGCGGCUCGAUAGCGGCGAGAGCAAAAUGCCGGAAAAGGAGGUGGCCUAUCAUCAGGAGGCGUUCUCGCUGUUGCCGCCGCCGCCGCCGCCGCAUCACCCUCACUCGGCGUUCCACGCGGCGUUUCAUCCGCACCCGCAUCCGCCGCCGCCGCCGUUUCAUCCGCACCAUGGCCCACCGCCUCCGCCUCAUCCAGCCGCGGCAGCCGCCGCCGCAUGGGAGCAUCACGCGGCUGCCGCUGCCGCCGCUGCCGCUGCUGCUUUCCACGCUCCGCCACCUCAUCCAUUGUCGAGCAGCACGACGGCGAUCGGCAGUGCAGCCACCGGUGGCGGUGGCGGAGCAAGCAGCGGUGCCAGCGGCGGCGGUGGCGGUGGCGGCGGUGGCGGUGGUGGCGGGGCAGCCGGCAACGGGACUUCCGGCGGUGAUUUCCUCCGCAGAAGUCACCCCCUCUCGGAGCAUACGGCCCUGCAUCCCGCCUACCGGCUCAACUACAUGGACCACCUUUAUCACCAGCUCCAGGCCUCCACGCACAGUCCCAACGCCUCGUUACACGGACUGGGUGGUUUGGGGCCCGAGUACCUUCUGCACGCCGCGGGACCAGCAAGCACUCUCGCUUCCUCGGAAUUCCCCUUUUCCAUCGACGUGUCAGCAUCAUCGAGGUUAGGAAGUCCAAGGGCAUCGGCGAUCAGAGCGAGCCGGAAGCGAGCGUUGAGCAGUUCCCCGUACUCAGAUCGUUUCGACAUCGACAGCAUGAUCCGAUUCAGUCCGAACAGCUUGGCCUCCAUCGUCAACGGAUCACGGAGUAGCAGCGCGAGCGGCAGCUACGGCCAUCUUUCUGCCGCAAUGAGUCCGGCUUUGGGAAUGCAUCCGGGGAUGGCACCACACCUGCAACAGCUUCAGGCGCAUAUUUUGAGGAGCGCAGCUGCUCUUCUGCCCCACGCCCAUCCUCUGCAACCCCCUGCGCCACCACCACCGCCCCCUCACCCACACCCCCAUGCUCACGGAUUGUCGCCACACUCGCAAUUAUAUCCCGGCGUGCCACCCCAUUCCACCGCCUCGGCAACCCUUGGACCUCACGGAGGAGGAUUGCCGCCAAAAACUGAGAGUGCAGAGUCGUGCAGAAAGGCGUCGGAGUCGUCGACCAGGUCGGUGACGGCUGAGGCAGACACGUCUUCGAGGAGAGCUUCGACGAAGGUGAAGAGGGAGCCUGCCACGACGACCACGAACGCCACCACCACCACUGCGCCACCCACUCACCCCCAAGGACUCAGUCCCAGCGAAGACCUUCGAGACGAGCCUGGCGACUUUAUCGAAACGAAUUGCCACUGGAGAGACUGCGGCCUUGAAUUUCCUACCCAGGAUGAUCUUGUUAAACAUAUUAACAACGACCACAUACACGCGAACAAGAAGAGCUUCAUCUGUGGUUGGGAGGAGUGUUCGAGGGGGAAAAAACCGUUCAAAGCUCAGUACAUGCUGGUGGUACACAUGAGAAGGCACACUGGUGAAAAGCCUCACAAGUGUACCUUCGAGGGAUGUUUCAAGGCGUACUCGCGCCUGGAGAACCUGAAGACGCAUCUGAGGUCCCAUACUGGGGAAAAGCCAUACACUUGCGAGUAUCCCGGUUGCAGCAAGGCCUUCAGCAACGCCAGCGAUCGGGCGAAGCACCAAAACAGGACUCAUUCCAACGAGAAACCCUACGUCUGCAAGGCGCCAGGCUGCACGAAGAGGUACACCGAUCCAUCCUCUCUGAGGAAACACGUGAAAACUGUCCACGGUGCGGAAUUUUAUGCCAAUAAGAAACACAAAGGAGGCGGCGGAGACGGCGGAGGAAGCGACGAAGCUGGCGCAGGCGGCCACAGUCCAAGCAGAAGCGAGGAUCUUCAUCCGAAGACACCGAGUUUGUCGAGCCCAAGCGUGAAGUCCGAGAGCGAAGCGAACAGUCCACCUAGUAUGAUGCAGCAACAGGGUAGCCCGUUAGUCGGUGGUUGCAACGAUGAAGUCGCUGGUGUCAGCGCGUUGACGGGUGAUGGCGUGGCCUUGGCCGAGGAACCUUGGGACGAGGAACCUGACGACCUGGAUAUCGCCGAUCUGCCGGUUGCUCUUCGUGCCAUGGUUGGCGGAAUGGAGUCGCAGCAGCAGCAGCAGCCUCCUCCCCCCGCUUCGAGGAACCGCCUGAAAGGCAGACUGAACGCAAAGGGCAUGCCAAACCUGCCCGUAAGCGUGUCCGGUAUGAGGGGGACACGUGGCAUGGGUCCACAGGGUAACAUCGGCGACCUGAACAGGAGGAUCACUGACCUGAAGAUGGAGGGUGGCGGUCCCGCCCGUCAAACGAGUCUUUCCGACUUGCAACUCAGGCUGCAACCUCUCAACGAGCCACGAAGGGACAGCAACAGCACGGUCAGCACCUAUUACGGUAGUAUGAAGUCCACGGACUUUGGUAGCAGACGAAGCAGCCAAGCCAGCGGUGUCAGCGCUGUCAGAAUAGGCCAGACCGGGCCUGGCAGCUUCUACGAUCCAAUCAGUCCAGGAACGUCGAGGAGAAGCAGUCAAAUGAGCACCACUUCCGGUAGAAUGAACCCACCGAGUCACCUACAGGGACCUUACUCGACCAGCAACCUUGUCGUUCAAACGCAGAACAUGUCUCUUCAGGGUAUCCAAGGUAUGCCAGGAGAUUGGAGCGGCCCGAGCGGCCAUUGCACGCAACCAUCCGGCGACCGCCGCAUGUCGGAACCUACCAGAGGUCACCAAACGCAAAGGAAUUCACCGCCUGUACCACCCAGGCCAAGAUCAGCUCAGCUUCCGGAACAUCAUCCCAAUCAGGAAGUCAUUCUAGACGAGGUUGGUGAAGGUGAAAUGGUAGAGAAUAAGCUGGUCAUUCCCGAUGAGAUGAUGCAGUACUUGAACCAGGUUCAAGCAGGAGGAACCCAAGUCAACUGUCGCAGCAGUCCCCUGCCGAUUUGCCAGUCGCCGAUUUGCACAAAUCCCCUGCACUAUCAGCGUCAGAUGCAGCCUACUUGCAACUACAACCAAUCUCACCAGCAGACCUGCUAUCCACCGUCGCAACCAGCUCAACCAUCCUGCACCAAGUAUCAAAAUACCUCGCCGUCUCCUUACAACCAAUGUCCCAGCUCCAGACCCCCGCAAUCUAAUUCACAGUACUGUCCUCCACCUACUUAUCCGUCUCAGUCAAACGGUGGACAGGUGCUCAGUCCGGCAGCGGGUCAAGUGAUGUCGCCAGGUUCUCACUACGCUCCCAGCCACAUCAGCGAUCAGCCUCUAACAUCGCCGGCGGCUGGUGCCCUCGCGCCUCAACAUCCUCCGCAGAAUCUUCCUCAGAAUUCAGCUCAACUGACCAGGAACUGUCCCCAAAGUCACAUGCAUCACAGCUACUACCCAGGCUACAACUGUCAGGGGCAGAUGAACGCGAACUGCACGGGAACUCCAAGUAGCCAAGUGAACCAUCACGCGAGUCCCCCUUGUGCACCACCGAAUCACGGCUCUAUGAAUCAACCGCAGUGCGUGCAGAUGCGUUCUGCUGGAAAUUGUCAGCCACUGUCUCCGCAUUGUGCUCAACAGCCAGCCAUUCCCAGUCAGACGACCAUGAGUCAUCCUAAUCCACAGUGUGGUCAAGUAGCCAGUCAGUGUUCCAGGCCAAUGGUAACGCCCAACGGCCAGGUGCCAAACAUUCAUCCAGCUCAGCAAACUACCGUGCCUAAUCAGUGUGCUCAGAUGUCACCGCACUGUUCUCAACUGAAUAUGAACAAUCAGGCCAAGCCUGUCGCCAAUUUGACCAGUCUCCAAGGUUGUCAGCAACAGACGCAGCAGCAAAACACUCCGUGCCUGCAAAUGACCAACUGCACUCAUCCGAACGGCGGUGGCCACAGAUCAGUGAACGACUCGACUUUACCCAAGAGGACGUCACCGCAGUUGUGCACCGUUCAGCAGGCCAACUGUAGGAUGCAACAGCAGCAGCAUACUUGCACGCACGGUUGUCAGGCUCGAGGGAAUCUUCCGAACCAUCAGCAAUACAGUUGCAGCUGCCAGUGGGGUUACGGUGGAGAUCAGUGUUACCACGAGCAAACGGGCGCUGCUUUGCCGGAGAUUCAGUGCAGAGACAUCAGUCAGUCUCAGCAGGGAUCGCCGAUGAAGCCUCCUCAGGGUAUGAGGCAAGAUUCGUACAGAAGGACACUGGAGUACGUGCAACAGUGUCGAAACUGGUCUGGCAACGCGCAGACUCACGAAACGAACGUAUCCAGUUCCACUCACCCCAUGUCACUGCCACAGCCUUUGCCAUCCAGCGCCAACAUGGUGGUGAACGACAUGACCUCCUCGUUGAGCUCGUUGCUCGAGGAGAACAGAUACCUACAGAUGAUUCAGUGAACACGCUCUGUUGGCGAUAAUAAAUAUAUAUAUACAUAUAGAUGAAUAUAUAUUUUCUAUCGUAACUUUUUUUUGAUACUGUCGUUUGAUAAGGGACAUUCUCGGAGAAUGACGAAGAAUUCAUCGGAAUUCACGUUUUAUAUUUUUAGAUCAAUAAAAGAGAGAUCAGAGAUGAUCUUUCUUUACUUUUUUUUUUUUUUUUUAUUCUUCGUGCCUUUUGUACUUGUUGAGCGUACAACGACGAUCGUUGAAAUUAAUUAAGAUCACGAGCUCGGAUAAUGGGCGACAUCCUCGAUGUUUGAGUGAACGAUUGCAAUCGAAGAAAAAAUAUGUAUUACGGCGAGAGUUCAGCAAUGUUUUUUUUUUCUAUUGUGCUGCGUUUUUUCUAGAACUGUGUUAGCGAUGUAUUUUGUACAAAAAUCGAGGGAACACCUCGGGGUGCCUUAACAGAGGAGCUAAGCUCAAAUACAAACUACAAAGAGUAAUUUAUUAUUUUCGGAGAAUCGUGUUCAAAAUUCUCUCGAGCGAAAUUUAUAUAUUUAUACAUACGUGUAGGAUUAUCGAUGUUACGCUUACGUGCGAGAUACGUUUCUCGGAUCUUCUGUCUGUCGCGCAAAAUAAAUUUCACCCGUAGAAAUGGAUCGAUGACGAGAGAUAUUUCUUCCAGAGCAUCCCUUCCACCGUAUUUUUGUACGACCGAGUCUUUUCAAUGUGCCAACAUUAUUGUGUUUCACAAAAAUGACGAUGGUUCUCCGCGAUGGCGACAACGCGAGUUCUUGCUAAUGAGAUUAAUCAGUUACAAACUACUACGGCCAAUGUUAGAACGUAACGACGUGUAGAUAGAUCACGUUAACGUAAUUAUUGAUCAACAGUUAGAUAAUCACAUUUCGCGAAAGUGUAUGUGACUGUGUGCGCGCGUGCGAGCGAACUGAGCGAAUCGAGUGGCUGCGUUUCGCGAGGAACUGUAUUGUAAAGAGAAGCGUAAAAAUAUAGUUUGAGAAAAUAUUUCUAGAUUAUAUAUAUACAUACUUGUCCGAAUCUCUCUAGUUUUUAUAAAAUGUAUUAUCCAGUCCGGUGCCUUUUAUCGUCACGCCGCCGUUCGACGAGAGAUCGAACGAGUGCGUGGAAAAAUUGACAAUUUAGCGUACCUAGAGCUAUUUCUCUCUCUCUCUCUCUCUCUUUCUCUCUUUUUUUUCUUUUUUGUUAUACAAACGAUUUUGUACGAAUUUUAUUAUAUCUACAGAGUGCCAGGAGUCUUGUGAAUAUUAUACAUAUCUUAUCGUAUACAUAUAGCGUAGUGACUCAAGUAUGCGAACGGAAGAAACAUCAGAAGUGUUUUACACUGUGAGAACUGUUAAUAAACUAAAAAUAAACCCAUCAACGAAA